AUGGAAGCUGACAAUAAGAGCCAGAAAUCACCAGAAGAAAGCGCAACAACUCCGCCAUUACCGGCUAGUAAUGAGUUGGAAGAUGCUAUGGCUAAAAACGCAAAACUUUUACAAGAACGCAAUGAUUUCGAAGACAAAUACAAACGAGCUCUAGCUGAAGCCGAAAAUGUGAGAAAGCGAAUGCUUCGACUAGUGGAAGACGCGAAGUUAUUCGGUAUCCAAUCCUUCUGCAAAGAUCUUCUUGAAGUUGCUGACGUACUUGAAAAGGCUACUGAAAGCGCUCCUGAAGAUCAGCUCAAAGAAGGUGUUAAUCCUCAUUUCCGGCAUUUGUUUGAGGGUCUGAAAAUGACCGACGCCCAGUUGUUGAAAGUUUUUUCCAAGCAUAGCUUACACAAAAUUGUGCCAGCGAUUGGCGAUACUUUCAACCCUAACAUUCACGAAGCUGUGUUCACCAUCCCUGUGAGUGGUGAGAACAAGCCGAACACGAUUGCUGUCAUACAGAAGGUGGGCUACAGCCUACAUGAUCGAACUCUUCGUCCUGCCUACGUCGGGGUUUUUACAGCCUGA
Echinococcus granulosus is the source of this 567-nucleotide messenger RNA. RefSeq names its product GrpE protein. The record is from RefSeq and is a predicted model, not a curated record. Gene Ontology annotation, molecular function: protein homodimerization activity; adenyl-nucleotide exchange factor activity; protein-folding chaperone binding. The transcript has 2 exons. Gene Ontology annotation, biological process: protein import into mitochondrial matrix; protein folding. Gene Ontology annotation, cellular component: PAM complex, Tim23 associated import motor. NCBI's taxonomy places the organism in Eukaryota, Metazoa, Platyhelminthes, Cestoda, Cyclophyllidea, Taeniidae. Bases 1 to 567 code for a protein of 188 amino acids.